This is a messenger RNA of Besnoitia besnoiti, 2496 nucleotides long. RefSeq lists its product as uncharacterized. Lineage: Eukaryota; Apicomplexa; Conoidasida; Eucoccidiorida; Sarcocystidae. The transcript has 9 exons. The coding region runs from base 1 to 2496 and encodes 831 amino acids. The record is from RefSeq and is a predicted model, not a curated record.
AUGGCAAGUCAGCCGUGGCUGAGCGAGUCCUGCUUUCCAGCGUUUUUCGUGCGGGCAGAUUCGUUGCCGCUUUUCUCGAGGUGUUUCGCUGAGGACAGGGACGGAAGUAACCAGCAGCUACCCGAGACGCCCCUGAUUCGUCUGUCUGUUGCUGAGCUGCUGAAGGACUCUCGAGAGAGCUUGCUCUGCGACGUGGGCGUUUUCACGGGUGCUUUCAACGCGCUUCUGGGGCCCUGCGGACACGCUCCAGUCUUUGUGCGUCGAGCCGCGGAGGCUGUAGAGUCUGAACCCGCCACGUUGGCGGCGCGCUUGCAGGUACCCUGCUGUGAGACAGGUCACGAAGGACGCCGUUGGACGGGCUCGUCGGGCGUCGAUGGGCAUCCUCGCGAGACUCCAGUGAAAGGCCAGUUCACGCAGUGGUCGCGCUUCAGGUUUCAGACGCCGGCGAUGCUGCGGCGGAGGCCGGGAAGGCCGUGGAGCGAGACCGGGGUCAAAGUCUCCAUGCCUGCGCCCGUACGUCGUCGACGUGGGGUCGCCCUCGUGUUCAGAGCCGACGCCUGCAUCCCGUCGAGUGGAAACUCAGGAGACGCUGCAGCUCGCCGCACGGCCACGGCCGCUGGAGAAAAAGUCAUGAAAGAGAACGCAGCGAAGGCUCUGAAGGCGUUUCGCGCAGUGCACAGCGAAAUCGACCGCGGCGAGAAACUCCGCAGCCUGCUCGGCAUCCAAAAGUACACGGAGGAAGCCAAGCUGAAGCAAAUCGUCACGAUGGAGCCGAAUGAAGACCACACUGAGCAACUCACGUGUGAGCUGAAAAUCCUCCGUUACUACGCCCACACAGACAGAAAUCGAACUGCGCGACCGCGCGACGCGCGCCUUCAUCGACAGCCCCACUGCGCAGAUCGUCAUGGCGCUCAUCAUCAUCCUCAACGUUGUUCUCGUGGAGUCUCCAGCCUUGAAAUAUCCGCCCGCGAAUACGUCGGGCACAGCGCGAGCGAGGCUGUGAAGAUGAAGCGGAACACGCCGCUCUUCGCGACGUUGUGCGGCUUCAACUUCUUCACCGCGACUGCGUUCUUCGUGGAAAUGAUUCUCCGCGUCCGGUGCGGCAGCGCGGCGCACUUCAAGGACUUUGUCAUAAUCAGUGACUUUGCCAAUGCGUGGUUCGGCGUCGCCAAUCUUGUCGUUGUCUCCGUCAGCUUCCUCCAGAGACUCGACAACGAGGUCUUGAACUCGGCUGUCGCGCUGCUGUGGGCCACGGGGCCACGUAGAACGGACCUGCUGCCAGUGUCUAGUCAGGGCAGAGGGCCUCCUUCGGUUGGGGCGGAUGGACCGACUGCAGACGAGAGGUCGGAAGCUACUGGGAAGAGAUGCAAAGCAGGCGACAUGAUGAGGAAAGAGCGCGAAGGGAAGGGGGAAUGGGGCGCGGCAGAAAAACCUGACACCGUUAUCCUCGAGGCGUUUUCGGGGACGGAAGGCCGGCUUGAGGACGAGGCGUCUCAUUUCUCCACGUUCACCGACUUUCGGGCGAACGAGCAGUGCUUUACAAGCGCCAUGGCGACAGCUCGUCUUCUGCGACGCGCCGCCGCCACCUGUUGUCUACGGGCUGAACGCGGCGUCAGUGGUUUGACGCGGUUGAGCAGUCGAGGCCUUUCCGCGGACCUGUGCGCCUCUGUGGUCCGCGAAGAGCACGGGGAAUAUGGAGAGGAGGAGGACGACGGAGACCCUGGGCCGGAUGGCCAGCUGCGCCAUGAGGACAUCGGCGGCGGAGGCUUCACACAGGCGAUAGGCGAUCGAGAGGAGGGACAAGCCGCCACCGAGUUGGUGCCGCUGCCACAGACAACGCCCGAGAGCAGAAGCCAGUUUCCGGGUUCAUUCCCUCUCCCACGAGAGGAGACACCGCGACGCAGAAGGAAGGCUGCGACCUCUCGGGCUUGGGGGACAGGGGCCGGGAAGACAAGUCACCGCGGACCAAGAAUUCUGUGUCCACUCCGACUCUCCACUUCGGGGGAGGGGCGCGGCGCUGCCGCUGAUGGACAUCUUGACUCUCCGGAGGAGGCGGAUGUCCUCUUGGGUGACAGGCUGUCGACGUGGCGCGUAACGCGAGCGGCGGCAAAAGGGCAGUUUCAGUGCACACGAUGGGCCGUUGAAUUCGCUGCCUCCGAGCCCCUCGGGGUCCCGACUUUGUCCGAGGCCGCGAGUAAAGACUUUCUGGGGCGGAACAGCUUGGACAAGUCGGACUACGGGUGGGAGACGGCAAGUGGUGGAAAUGAAGUCGCGGGGAUUUGGCGAGCGACCCGCAUGCGGAGACGGCUGUCAAGACGUGGACUGGAUUCGCUUUCAGGUGUGACAGAGAACAGGCCGCAUCUUGUCCCCAAUACUCUCGACAAGGCUUUUAUCGAUAGUGUGCCUGAUAGUCCGUUUCUGGAUAUGACGCGCUCGCACCCUCCGCAGAUUCUCGGCGAUACACAUGUGCAGGUGGCCAUGCGAGUAAUCUCGUAA